Myzus persicae (green peach aphid) is the source of this 1347-nucleotide messenger RNA. RefSeq lists its product as uncharacterized. The record is from RefSeq and is a predicted model, not a curated record. The coding region runs from base 1 to 1347 and encodes 448 amino acids. The transcript has 4 exons. Lineage: Eukaryota; Metazoa; Arthropoda; Insecta; Hemiptera; Aphididae.
AUGACUGAAAAUAAAAAUUCUCAUCAAAUUUGUUGUGUGGUUAACUGCAAUAAUACAUACAAGAAUACUAAUAAUACUAUAUUUUACAACUUUCCUAAUCGAUCUUACCAAAAGGAUUUGAAGUUUAAAUGGAUAAAGGCUGUUAACAGACUUGAUGACAAUGGGAAAUUGUGGUUGCCUAAUCCUCGCAGUGUGAUAUGUAGUAAGCAUUUUGUUGGAAACAAGCAUUCAAAUGAUCCUAGAAGUCCUUCUUAUGUACCUUCACUAUUCCCUAAAGUGUACAAGAAAAAACUAACUGAUUCAAACCAAGCGGAUGAAAGAAAAGAACUUUGCUUCACAGUUUGCAAGUGUUGGCACUCAAGUAAUAGCGCUUCCACACAAGCUUGUAUUCCAUUUUCAUUUUUAAACCAUUUGAAUAGUGGAAGUAAGCCAAUACCUUCUGACAAAGCUUGUGGUGUAGACCACAGAAAAAGUUUAUCUUGCUUGUCAUGUGAAGCAUUUCACGGUUUUGAAUCCAUUAAAAAUGAAAAAUCUCUUAAAGACAUUACUGGCACUUUUUUUUCAGUUUUUAAUAUUUUGCUCAAGUUAAUGCCUAAUGUCAAUCGUUUGGUGGUCUCUAAUGAAAAUGCUUUAUUAAUAUUUUUAAUGAAAUUGAAAUUAGGUUUAACUUAUUCCUCUUUGGCUGUAUUUUUUGGAGUACACCGAACAACAAUAUCUAGAAUAUUUACUGAUACCCUUCUUACAUUAAGCGUAAAAACAAAAAAUUUAAUAUUCUGGCCUAAUAAGAGAACUAUUUCAGUUUUGCUUCCUGAAGCAUUUAAGAAAAACUAUCCGAACUGUAGAUGCAUAAUUGAUUGCACCGAGUUAAAAGUAGAACAACCUAAUACUGUAGAACAUAGAGUUUACAUGUAUUCAAGGUACAAAGGGUCUUAUACUGUUAAAUUUUUAGUAGCCAUAACACCUAAUGGUAUGAUUAGUUUUGUGUCAAAAUGUUAUGGUGGUCGGUCAAGUGACUCAUUUAUAACCAAUGAUAGUGGAUUUUUAGCUCUUUUAGAAUCUGGUGAUGAAGUUCUUGCCGACAAAGGAUUCCCAGGAAUAAAAACCACAGAUGAAAAUGUUGUUAUUGUAAUGCCUCCAUUUUUACACAAUGGUAGGUUUUCAGAAGAUGAAAUUCUAGAAACCUAUAAUAUAGCAAGUGUAAGAAUACAUAUAGAACGGUUGUUUGCUAGGUUGAAGACUUUUGGCAUACUUAAUAAAUUAACUAUCGAUUACUUACCAUUUAUUGAUAACAUUGUUCAUAUGUGCUGUGUUUUGACAAACAUGCAAGCACCUAUUAUUAAGCAAUAA